This is a messenger RNA of Ectocarpus sp. CCAP 1310/34, 353 nucleotides long. Lineage: Eukaryota; Phaeophyceae; Ectocarpales; Ectocarpaceae. The record is from the annotation of a GenBank genome assembly.
AUGGACAGAAGAAGGCACACCUUUGGCCCUAAUACCGUCGAGGCGCGGGAGGCCUCACCAGAGUGCCCACUUCUGUCCGACAUCAUGGUGGGUAUACCCAGCGGCGUCUACUAAUUUCUUCAUUUACUCACUUGUGUCUAUCUUUCGACCCACUUUCGUCCAAAUUGUACCCACUUUUUGUCCACUACGGACGGCGGAAAUCGAGCGGAAAUCGACCUCCACGUCACCGCACGGCAGAACAUCGAAUAGCCUCGGAACGUCUCAAAACCUACCAACACCGUAUCCAUGGCAUCUUUCCUAUUCAUGGCUGCCGACUGCGGACUGACCGCGGAGGAACAUGUCAAAAACAUGCC